Messenger RNA from Salvelinus sp. IW2-2015, 3287 nucleotides. RefSeq names its product lissencephaly-1 homolog A. Gene Ontology annotation, biological process: microtubule organizing center organization; nuclear migration; retrograde axonal transport. The record is from RefSeq and is a predicted model, not a curated record. Gene Ontology annotation, molecular function: dynein complex binding; microtubule plus-end binding. Gene Ontology annotation, cellular component: microtubule associated complex; neuronal cell body; nuclear envelope. NCBI's taxonomy places the organism in Eukaryota, Metazoa, Chordata, Actinopteri, Salmoniformes, Salmonidae.
AAAACAAGGAUUGGUAGAGAGACAAUUCGGCGUACUUUAAACUCGAGAUCAGAAGUCCCUUAUUUUGGAUCAAAAAACAUCCUCUUGGCUUUUAUAACUGGCCAAACUUGUUAAAGGUCUUCAGGAGAAACUAUAGGGCCGCUUGGAGCAGCAGGUAGCUGGUCAUCAGAGUUGUAAAUGACUGUGUUAACCAACUAGUGGCACUGGUCGAUUUGCAUAUGCGGUUUAGAACUGACUGGUAACCCUACUGCAGGCUUUAUCCUCGUCUCGUUUCUGGAGCCAGAGCUUUUGGGGGGCAGAGUCCUGCGUUAGUGGCAGAGCCUCCAUCCCCCAGUUAGCCGGAGUCGUUGUGCAUCGGAACGCCAUCACUGUCAGUGUGUCUGGUGUUGAUUAGAUUGAACUGAUCUUCUGACUGGGGGAAACUGCAGCAGCUGAAAGCCACGCCUUGUGCUCGACCACCCCUGGCCCCGCCCACAUCCCUGCUGCCACCAUGGUGCUGUCACAACGGCAACGAGACGAACUAAAUCGAGCGAUAGCUGAUUAUCUUCGUUCCAAUGGAUAUGAAGAGGCUUAUUCAACUUUCAAGAAGGAGGCAGAAUUAGACAUGAAUGAAGAAUUGGAUAAGAAGUAUGCUGGCCUUUUGGAAAAGAAAUGGACCUCAGUCAUCAGAUUACAAAAGAAGGUGAUGGAGCUGGAGUCAAAGCUGAACGAGGCCAAGGAGGAGAUCACCUUGGGUGGGCCCAUAGCCCAGAAGCGUGACCCCAAAGAGUGGAUCCCUCGCCCGCCGGAGAAGUACGCGCUGAGCGGCCAUCGUUCCCCCGUCACACGUGUCAUCUUCCACCCAGUCUUCAGUGUCAUGGUGUCUGCCUCCGAGGACGCCACAAUAAAGGUAUGGGACUAUGAGACAGGAGACUUUGAGCGGACGCUGAAGGGUCACACAGACUCUGUCCAGGACAUAUCCUUUGACCAUACUGGCAAGCUGUUGGCCUCCUGCUCUGCAGACAUGACCAUCAAGCUGUGGGACUUCCAGGGCUUUGAGUGCAUCAGAACCAUGCAUGGACACGAUCACAAUGUUUCAUCUGUAGCCAUCAUGCCCAAUGGAGAUCACAUAGUAUCUGCCUCAAGGGACAAAACCAUUAAAAUGUGGGAGGUGGCCACUGGCUACUGUGUGAAGACGUUCACGGGCCACAGGGAGUGGGUGAGGAUGGUCCGGCCCAACCAGGAUGGCACCCUGAUCGCCAGCUGCUCCAACGACCAGACGGUGCGUGUGUGGGUGGUGGCGUCCAAAGAGUGCAAGGCCGAGCUGCGGGAGCACGAACACGUGGUGGAGUGCAUCUCCUGGGCCCCUGAGAGCGCCCAUCCCACCAUCUUGGAGGCCACCGGCUCAGAGUCUAAGAAGAGUGGUAAGCCGGGCCCUUUCCUGCUGUCUGGCUCCAGAGACAAGACCAUUAAGAUGUGGGAUGUCAGUAUUGGAAUGUGCCUUAUGACACUGGUUGGCCAUGAUAACUGGGUGCGCGGGAUGCUUGUCCACCCCGGAGGCAAGUUCAUAUUAAGCUGUGCUGAUGACAAGACCUUAAGGAUCUGGGACUACAAGAACAAGCGCUGCAUGAAGACCCUGAGUGCCCAUGAACAUUUUGUUACCUCUCUGGAUUUCCACAAGAAUGCUCCGUAUGUCGUCACGGAAGCGUAGAUCAAACAGUUAAAGUGUGGGAGUGUCGCUGAUCAGACCUGAGAAGAUCAGACCACCACACCUCUCUCCUCCCACUCCACCCCCUCUAGGCCUUUUCCACCCCCCUGCAACCCACCUCACUCCCCCGUCUCCUUCAUCUCCUCUGGCUACACACACACCAUGGUUAAUACCUUAUCCUGUCAUAACGCUCUCUGGUCCAAUAAUGGUCCUUUUAUGUACAUUAUUCUGGAUGUAGAUUGAGCUAUUAAAUGUUGCACAGCAAAAAAAGUAUUCUUGCAUGGUGAUGAUGAAUCCAAAAUUGUAUACUGUAAAUUUACAUGAUAACGUUGUCUAGAAGUACAAUAGGUUUAACAUGGGCGGGGCUGUCUGUUUGUCACAUGCAGCCUUACCUACCUACUUACUGAAGGCAGAUGUUUCUUUGUGUGUCACAAAUGGCUCCCUAUGUGAUGCAAUACGGAUGACCAGGGCCCCUGUGCCCUGGUAAAAUGAGUGCGCUAUACAGGGAAUAGGGUGACAUUUGGGACACACUCUUUGACUGGGUGUAAAUGUAGGGCACUAAAAACCGAUAAUUUAAAAAAACUUCUUUUACGUGUCAGAUUUUCUUUUGUCUGCCUAUUUUAUUUUUAUGAUUUUUUUUCUCUUCUCUUUCACUGUUGUAGUCUCUGUUGGUGAUGUUUUUGAGGGGGCGGGGGAAAACACACAAAAGGAGAAGUAUAAUCCCUUGAUGCCGGAGAUAUGAGAUUGUCUGUCUGGGGGGGGGGGGGGUUAUUGGAAUAAUCUGUAGCUUUGUAACAUCACUUCUGAAGUGUGCAUACAUUUCUCUUCAUGUGGAACUAGUGAAUAUAUUAAUUGCUGCAUAUACAAAUGUUCAAACUGUAUCUUUGGACAUCUGGGGGUUGAGAAAACAAACAGCUUUUUACUCUUGUCAUGACGCGUCCUAACUUAGUAGAAAAAACUUAGAAUUAUCUCUAUCCAAUAAUGUAUUCUGCUUCCGCUGUUUAUUGAAUCGGAUACAUUUCUGUUUUGGCAUCUCAAUGAAUUAACCUGGCUAUGUUGUUGCAGAUGGGUGCCCUUAUUUCCGUUGGUUAGCAUUUAGGCUAAACUCAGUGGACUGUAAGCUAAAUUCUAACCUGAAAGCUAUGUGAGCCAAUACGUGAGGUUACUCCCUGAUAAGCUGCCCCCUGUCUGUUCGCUCGGUACUGGGCUUACGGUUGGCUGCAACUGUUAAGGUGAGCUUCUCAGCCUUUCUCUAGCACAUCUGGCCUUUAGCAGCAGACAUCAGGGAUCACUCUUUUAAUAUUUCAAUUCACUUGAAAAGGAUCUUUAGGUGUCUCCCUCCCUCUGUAUGAUGGCUGUUUGACGUCCAAAGUCUAACCUGAGUGAUUUUCCAUUGGAGUCAACUGAACUCUCCCUUUUUCGAACCAUUUGACGAAUCCGGUGUCUGCUGGGUUUUGUCUGUUAUACUAAAGAAUCAUGUAAGUGAUUUGAUGCUCAGUUGGCCAUUGUCUUGGUGCUGCUUGCAUCUAUGGUUGGUGUAAAUUAGGGAGGGCAAGCUUAAGCCUUAGUUUUGGAUGAAAUAUGCAGAGUUUCGAAUAGU